Messenger RNA from Enhydra lutris kenyoni (northern sea otter), 2388 nucleotides. RefSeq names its product kelch domain containing 7A. Gene Ontology annotation, molecular function: protein binding. The coding region runs from base 1 to 2388 and encodes 795 amino acids. The record is from RefSeq and is a predicted model, not a curated record. NCBI's taxonomy places the organism in Eukaryota, Metazoa, Chordata, Mammalia, Carnivora, Mustelidae. The transcript has a single exon.
AUGCUCCCCGGAAGAGGAGGAGCGGAGGCCCAGGACUGGCAUUUGGACAUGCAGCUGGCAGGCAAGGUGGUGCUGUCCGCCGCUGCCCUGCUCCUGCUGAUCGUGGCCUACCGACUGUACAAGUCGAGGCCCAGCCAGGCCCCACUGAGGGGCAGGAACGCCAAGGCCGAGGCCAAUGAGGAAGCCAAGGGCUCCGGGCAGCCUGCGGUCCAGAAGGCUGCUCCCAGGUCACCGCACUGGGUACUGAGACACCGGAGGGGAAGCAAGGGGACCAGAGAGGUGCCAGGCCAUGGCUGGGAGAAUCAGGGGGACUCCCAAGUCCUGGCAACAGGACCCUCUCCAGAGGACUCAGAAGCCCACAAGGCUCAGGAGCCCGAGGAGAAAGGCGCUGGUGAGGAAGGGGGUGGGCAGCGCCUGGACUCUGAGCUGGGGCCUCCUCGCUACAGUGGCCGGGAAGCCGGAACAGCUGCUGGCGGUGAGACCGAGCUACCCCCCCACCCCCAUCUGGGCAGCGAGUCCCAAAUCUCCCGCACUGGCCUCACCACGGGGGACGGGGGCAGUGUUGGCAGUGAGCCUGCCCUGUGGCUGGAUGGUAGCCCCCCGGGGCAUCCCUUGGAGCAGGAAGCCAUCCCCACCACCUGGAUAGCCCACGUGGAAGGCCAGAGUUACACAACCAAGAGCUGGGUCUUCACCCGAGCCUCAGGAGCUUGGCACCACAGGGAGGAGGCCAGGGCCCUCCAGGCCGCUGCAGACAUGGGCCUGACCGUGCAUCAGCAAGAGGGAAACACCAGCGCCUCCUACACCUACGCGUCGGUGGCCCGGGUGCAUGUGGAGGAGAAUUUUCUGCAGGAGAAGGUGGAGGGGGUCGGGCCCAGGCUGAAGGGCAAGGUGUAUGAUUACUAUGUGGAAUCCACCUCGCAGGCCACCUCCAAGGGCAGGCUGGCCCGCAGAACAGCUGCCCUGGCUGAGGCCCCACCCCUCGUGCCACUGCCAGGCCCCCCGGAAGCAGGGGCAGCUUCAGGGGGCCAUGCCGCUGACCGGGAAGGUGGAACAGAAUCACCCGGGUCCUCCCAGCCCUCGCCGCCCUCCACGCAAGGCUUCAGCAGGAAGGACAGCCUCCUCCAGAUCCUGGAGAACCCAGAGCUCCAGCUGCAGCUUGAUGGUUUGGGGGCCCCCACUCCAUCCUACCCUGAUGGGAGAGCCCUGCCCGGCCUCCCCCUACCCCAGGCUUCUCUGGGGUCCAGCUCAUCUGGAAGCGGUGGGGAGCCCCACGUGCAGCUGGUGGCAGGGACCAAUUUCAUCCACCUCCCGCUGGCCCCUGGCUCCACCCCCGACGUCCACCUGGAUCUGGGCAACUGCUACCAGGUACUGACUUUGGCCAAGAGGCAGAAGCUAGAGGCGCUGCAGGAGGCAGCCUACAAGGUGAUGAGUGACAACUAUCUCCAGGUCCUGCGCAGCCCAGACAUCUAUGGGUGCCUGAACGGCACUGAGCGGGAGCUGAUCCUCGGUCGCCGGCUGCGGGGCCGCAAGCACCUGGUGGUGGCCGAUGUGUGCCCCCAGGAGGGCUCUGGCUGUCUCCGUUGCUAUGAGGACGAGCGGGACGUCUGGCACCCACUGGCCUGUCUGCCCCCCGAGGCCGUGUCCCGAGGCUGUGCCCUCUGCAGUCUCUUCAAUUACCUCUUCAUUGUGUCCGGCUGCCAGGGGUCCGGGAGCCAGCCCUCCAACCGCGUCUUCUGCUACAACCCGCUGACGGCGAUCUGGAGCGAGGUGUGCCCGCUCAAUCAGCCCCGGCCACACUGCCGGCUGGUGGCCCUGGACGGCCACCUGUACGCCAUCGGGGGCGAGUGUCUAAACACGGUGGAACGCUAUGACCCCCGCCUGGACCGCUGGACCUUCGUCCCCCCGCUCCCCAACGACACCUUUGCCCUGGCACACACGGCCGCGGCAUGCGCGGGGGACAUCUUCGUCACGGGCGGCACCCUGCGCUACCUGCUGCUCCGCUUCUCCGCCCGGGAGCAGCGCUGGCAGGCCGGCGCCACGGGGGGCGGCAAGGACCGCACGGCUGAGAUGGUGGCGGUCAACGGCUUCCUCUACCGUUUUGACCUCAAUCGCAGCCUGGGCAUCAGUGUGUACCGCUGCAGUGCCAGCGCCCGCCUCUGGUAUGAGUGCGCCGCGUACCGGACACCCUACCCGGAUGCCUUCCAGUGCGCCGUGGUGGGCGACCUCGUCUACUGCGUGGGCCGCCGGCGCAUGCUGUGCUUCCUGGCCGACCACGUCUCGCCCAGGUUUGUGCCCAAGGAGCUGCGGAGCUUCCCCUCACCGCGGGGCACCCUCCUGCCCACCGUCCUGACCCUGCCCCUCCCCGAGGUGCCUCAGACCAGGGUCUAG